AUGAACGAAGUGGGCUACGCGUCCCAUCCGCCACCCGAGCCCGACUUUUGGAUUUACUUCGCCAGCUACCUGCGAAACGCCUGGGUGCAGUGGGCUAUCGUCUUCGUCCCGUUCAUUAUGUUCGCCCUUUACCUGAAGCUGACCAUGCCAACUGCCCCAACCGGUGAAAAGGAACACCGCGAGGAAGAAGCCCAUUUUGGCGAACCCAGAGGAAACAUAAACAGGAAGAAUCUAUAG
Molecule: messenger RNA, 237 nt
Organism: Plasmodium coatneyi
Lineage: Eukaryota; Apicomplexa; Aconoidasida; Haemosporida; Plasmodiidae
Exons: 3
Coding region: 1-237 (78 amino acids)
Source: RefSeq, a predicted model, not a curated record